Messenger RNA from Naumovozyma castellii, 1788 nucleotides. Its product is annotated as amino acid permease. The record is from RefSeq and is a predicted model, not a curated record. Lineage: Eukaryota; Fungi; Ascomycota; Saccharomycetes; Saccharomycetales; Saccharomycetaceae. The coding region runs from base 1 to 1788 and encodes 595 amino acids. The transcript has a single exon.
AUGACAAAAAAGAAUCCUCUAAAGAAAGAAUAUUGGGCCGAUGUUAUAGACGGGUUUAGAGCUCCAGAUGAAGAAGGAGAGGAAGGAAUAGGGCGUUCGUCUUCCCAAGUUCAUUCGUUUACUUCAAAUACUCCUUCCCCCUUCAAUGAAAAGUCCAAGGAUUCCCCUAUUGAGGACAAUAUCGAUAUAACGUCCCAAUCAUCGGUAACGAAGGAGGAUAUCAACAAAAGUUUGAAUAAAGAUCUAUCGAUCCGUCAUCUGUUAACAUUAGCUGUGGGUGGUGCCAUCGGUGUAGGUCUUUUUGUUAACUCAGGUGCAGCUCUUGCAUCAGGAGGUCCAGCAUCAUUAGUCAUUGAUUGGGUUAUUAUCAGUACAUGUCUUUUCACAGUUAUCAACUCAUUAGGUGAACUGGCGGCUGCAUUCCCAGUUGUUGGUGGGUUUAACGUCUACAUUACCAGAUUCGUAGAUCCAUCUUUUGCAUUUGCUGUGAAUUUGAAUUAUUUAGCUCAAUGGUUAGUUCUUUUACCUUUGGAAUUAGUUGCCGCAUCCAUUACCAUUAAAUAUUGGAAUAGUACCAUUAAUUCAGACGCAUGGGUGGCCAUCUUUUACACCGUGAUCACCUUAGCUAAUAUGUUAGACGUGAAAUCUUUCGGUGAGACCGAAUUUGUUCUAUCCAUGGUGAAAAUUUUAGCCAUUAUUGGAUUCACCAUCUUGGGUAUUGUUCUAUCCUGUGGUGGUGGUCCCAAGGGUGGAUACCUAGGUGGGAAAUACUGGCAUAACCCUGGUGCAUUUGUUGGUCAUACAAGUGGUACCAAGUUCAAAGGUUUAUGUUCUGUAUUUGUCACUGCAGCAUUCUCUUAUAGUGGUAUUGAAAUGACGGCUGUCUCUGCCGCAGAAAGUAAGGAUCCAAGAAAGACUAUUCCUAAGGCUGCUAAGAGAACGUUUUGGUUGAUUACAGCCUCAUAUGUGACCAUUUUAACUUUAGUGGGUUGUUUAGUCCCAUAUGAUGAUCCAAGAUUAAUGAGUGGUACAUCAUCUGUUGAUGCAGCUGCUUCUCCAUUAGUCAUCGCCAUUGAAAAUGGUGGUAUUAAAGGUUUAGAUUCAUUAAUGAAUGCCAUUAUCCUAAUCUCUAUUAUUUCAGUAGCAAAUAGUGCAGUUUACGCAUGUUCAAGAUGUAUGGUCUCCAUGGCCCAUAUUGGUAACCUUCCAAAGAAACUAGGUAAAGUAGACAAGAGAGGUAGACCCAUUAAUGCAACUUUGGUGACUUUAUUCUUUGGUCUCUUAUCAUUCAUUGCAGCAAGUGAUAAACAGAAUGAAGUGUUCACCUGGUUAAGUGCCCUUUCAGGUUUAUCGACUAUUUUCUGCUGGAUGGCCAUUAACAUAUCGCAUAUUAGAUUCCGUCAAGCAAUGAUUAAACAAAAUAGAUCCCUUGACGAAAUGCCAUACUUAUCACAAACCGGUGUAUGGGGGUCAUUAUACGGUGUGGUUGUUCUUUUCCUAGUGUUAGUUGCAUCGUUCUGGACUUCAUUAUUCCCAUUAGGAGGUGAUUCUGCGGAUGUACAAUCGUUUUUCGAAGGGUAUCUGUCAUUGCCUAUCUUAAUCGUCUGUUACAUUGGACACAAACUUUAUUUCAAGAAUUGGUCCUGGGUGGUUACACUUGAAGAAAUGGACCUUGAUACUGGGAGAAAGGCCUUGGAUCCACAUUUGCAUAGGGCAGAAGUAAUAGCAGAGGAAGCUGCCGUCGCCAAGAUGUCGUUUAUAAAGAGAUUUUGGCAUGUUUGGUGUUAA